This is a messenger RNA of Aspergillus campestris IBT 28561, 493 nucleotides long. RefSeq lists its product as uncharacterized. NCBI's taxonomy places the organism in Eukaryota, Fungi, Ascomycota, Eurotiomycetes, Eurotiales, Aspergillaceae. The transcript has a single exon. The record is from RefSeq and is a predicted model, not a curated record. Bases 1 to 327 code for a protein of 108 amino acids.
AUGCCCAUCCCUCCAGGCUACUACAUCGGCUGCGACACAGUGACCAACCUCGACCCUGAGGAUGCUCCCUGCCCGGAGGGCAUGUACCAACUACACAUGUUUGUGCCGGUCACCGGGGUUUUCCUCACCCUGGAGGCCCUUCUAGACGCCAUGCUUAUAGAUGUGAAAGCGGGCGAGGGAUUCGCCGCUCGCAACAUGAAUGCGCGUGUGGGAGGGGUCUGGUUCCGGUUCAAUGUGACCGAAGAGGGACUUGACGGGCCCCGAUUGCACCUGGAAGCGAUGGCGGAGCUGAAGUCGCGGAUCCUGCGUUUGAUAGAUUUGGAUUGAAUGGUAGGAUUUUGCAUGAGUAGGGUACCUUGACUAUGGGGUUGUCUGUUCUUUCUUUCUUUUUGUGGUUCUUCUUUGUCCUAUUGAGUGUUUUCAUGUUGCUGUCCGAGUCUUUGCGUAUAGUGAGCAGGGUAUAAAUACCCAUGAUGCCCACUGUAGAUCCGUC